Molecule: messenger RNA, 270 nt
Organism: Clunio marinus
Lineage: Eukaryota; Metazoa; Arthropoda; Insecta; Diptera; Chironomidae
Source: the annotation of a GenBank genome assembly
AUGUUUGUGGAAGCGGAAAUUAAAUUACAUGUCAUUUAUACUACUGCGGAAGAGAAAAUAGAUUUAUGUUGUCCUUCAACAACUCCAUUCAACACUCAAAUAUCUUCACCAACCGACCAAGUAGUAGCGCAUCUCAUGGUAAGCAAGCAACAAAGAAUAUUGAAGAAAAGAAAGAAGGAAAGUUUUUUAUCCCCUUUUUAUAGCGUCAAGUUUAAAUUGGUUUAUAAAGAAGCUCACACAAAGAAGAAGAAAAUGAGGGAAAAACAAUGA